Molecule: messenger RNA, 1095 nt
Organism: Camellia sinensis
Lineage: Eukaryota; Viridiplantae; Streptophyta; Magnoliopsida; Ericales; Theaceae
Source: RefSeq, a predicted model, not a curated record
AUGGAACCUGAGAAUGACUGUGAUUGGAAGCCAAAAUUGGGAAUGAUAUUUGAUUCUGAACAAUGUGCGUAUGAAUUUUAUAAUACAUAUGGAGGAAGAAUGGGGUUUAGCAUAAGAAGAGAUUAUUGUAAGAAGGACAAGUUCACUAAUCAACUUAUUCAUAGACUUUUGGUUUGCAACAAGGAGGGAUUUCGAAAGGUUGACAAGCGAGACCCAUUGUCAAAAAACUCUAGAGCUGAAACUAGGACUGGGUGUGAGGCUCGACUUUAUAUUAAAUUACAUGAGGGUAAUGGAAAAUAUGUUGUGACUGAUUUCAAAGAAAAACACAACCAUGAUCUUGUAUCACCCGAGUGUGCCCACAUGUUGCCGUCACAAAGAAAGAUAUCAACUACCCAAGCAAUUCAGUUAGAUUUAGCAACACAAUCUGGUCUUCGUUUAGACCAGUCUUUUGAACUCAUGGGUAGGGAAGCUGGUGGAAGGCAAUAUCUUGGUUUUACGAAGUUAGAUUCUAAAAAUUAUUUGAGAACCAAAAGACAACAAAGUUUAGCAUAUGGAGAAGUAGGCAAUGUGUUGCAAUACUUUAAAGAAAAAUCUUUGCAAAAUCCUUCAUUCUUCUAUGCUGUUCAAUUAGAUAAUGAGGAGCAAAUAACCAAUAUGUUUUGGGCCGACGCACAAAUGAUCAUGGAUUAUGCCCAAUUUGGUGAUAUUGUCACAUUUGAUACGACUUACAAGUUAAACAAAGAACAUAGACCAUUCGCAUCUUUUGUGGGAUUCAACCAUCACAGGGAAACAGUUAUAUUUGGUGCAGCAUUGUUGUAUGAUGAGACCGCCGAAUCGUUUGUAUGGUUGUUUCAAAACUUUCUAGAGGCUAUGUCAAGGAAGGCACCAAAAACUUUGUUCACCGAUCAAGAUGCUGCAAUGGCUAAAGCCAUACCCAUCGUUAUGCCUGACACAAGUCACCGAUUGUGUACUUGGCAUUUGAUGCAAAAUGCAUUAAAACAUGUUAACUGUUUGUUCCAAGAUAAGGGGGCAAAAGGUGUAUUAAAUAAAUUCCUAUUUGACAUUGAAAAUGAAAAUCAAUGGAAGUUAGAGUAG